CCAAUUUCUCUUCGUCGGAAGUACCCGCCGUACUUCACCGUCACGGUAGAUUCGCUGGCACACGUGGCUCGACAUGAUAGGACGAUGUUCUCCUCUGUAUCCUCAUUAAAUAUCAUAGCGGCCACCGGCAUCUCGUUCUUCCUCCCUUCCUAUUUAAACGCACGCGCACAUACCAAUUUUGGAACGACCGCAUAGAACUGCUUCUUCAACCUCUUGUUUCGGCGCGGAUUUUGAUCCCAAAAUUUCGACUUCUUAUGCGGUCGCUGCGUUCCUUCCCCGGAGUUCUCGACGACUCCAUGAACAAUGGCCUCGAAGCUAUCUUCUCUCGGCCGCCGACUCUGCGCUCCGUCAGCUUCAACGGCCGCGACUCCGAUCCUUGCGUGCUCAAGACCUUCUGCCGUCGGAUGAGCUUCAUCCGGAGGGAGAUGGAGAUCCCCACGAGGACUCUCUCGAGGCCUGCAGUUUCCCCCAAAUUCUCGAGGCUGAACCCUUUUCCGAAUCGUCGAUUCGCCUCGCCGGAGGAGUUCGUCGGCCCCGGCAGCCCCAAGCACGAGGCCGCCGUGAAGCUGCAGAAGGUCUACAAGAGCUUCAGGACCAGAAGGCAGCUGGCGGAUUGCGCCGUCCUCGUGGAGCAGCGCUGGUGGAAGCUGUUAGAUUUCGUGCAGCUCAAGCGGAGUUCGGUGUCGUUCUUCGAUCUCGAAAAGGCUGAAUCGGCGGUGUCUCGGUGGUCUCGAGCAAGAACCAAAGCUGCAAAGGUCGGAAAGGGCUUGUCCAAGGAUGAGAAAGCUCAAAAACUUGCUCUGCAGCAUUGGCUAGAGGCAAUCGAUCCGCGACAUCGUUAUGGACACAAUCUCCAUUUCUACUAUGAUUGUUGGGUUCAAUGUGAGAGUAGGCAGCCAUUUUUCUACUGGCUCGAUGUCGGAGAAGGAAAGGAGGUGAAUCUCGAAGAACAGUGCACUCGAUCUAAACUCCAACAACAAUGCAUCAAGUAUCUUGGUCCAAAAGAACGGGAGGCCUAUGAAGUCGCGAUUGAAGACGGGAAGUUCUCCUACCGGCAAAGCGGGCAACUCCUAGACUCAUCCGAUGGUCCAAAAGGUGCAAAGUUGAUUUUUGUGUUGAGCACUUCAAAGGAAUUGUAUGUUGGACAGAAGAGGAAAGGCAUAUUUCAGCACUCUAGCUUUCUUGCUGGUGGUGCUACUUCUGCUGCUGGAAGACUGGUUGUAGAAAAUGGAAUUCUGAAGGCUGUGUGGCCUCAUAGCGGGCACUACCGCCCGACCGAAGAGAACUUCCAAGAAUUUAUGAGCUUUCUUGAGGAGAACAAUGUGGAUCUUACUCAUGUCAAGAAAAGUCCAGCCGAAGAGGAUGAUGAACUCGCCGGUCGACUUGGGAAAAGCCAUUCAGAAUUGGUCAUAGCUGAAAGAAGUGUACCUGAAAAACCUGAAACUGAAGUAUCUGAAGAACCUGAUGGCUCAGUAGACAAGCAAUUCGAUCUCGUGUUCAAUAAGCAAACGAUAGCCGAAGACCAUCAGGGGAAUGAAGAAGUAAAUCUGAACAUGUCAGAUACUGAGAAUGAUGCAUCCUACAAAAGAUCAUCUGAUGACACUGAGCAACAAUGCAGCUUCUGGAAGAGGAAACUCUUCCUCGAGGAGGACCGAGAAGAGGAUCAACGAGAAACCGUCCCCUCGGAACUGAUACUCCGAAGGAUAAACUCGAAGAAAGGCAUCAAAUCCUAUCAGCUAGGGAAACAACUUUCUCUGAGGUGGACAACAGGUGCAGGACCAAGAAUUGUGUGUGUUAGGGACUACCCUUCAGAGCUGCAGGUCCAGGCUCUGGAGCAAGUGAGCUUGUCGCCGCGAAGUGCAGCCGUCGCCGCCCGGUUUGCUUCGCCGAGGACUUAAACUCGAUAACCAAAUGGUGUUGAAUGGAUCGGUUUUGUAGAUGGUGUAAAAUUGAUGUACUAAAGGAAAGCCAUUUUUCCCUUGAUCAAGAAGUCCCUCAAAGAGGAAAUCAAUAAAAUUUGUU
Molecule: messenger RNA, 2022 nt
Organism: Zingiber officinale
Lineage: Eukaryota; Viridiplantae; Streptophyta; Magnoliopsida; Zingiberales; Zingiberaceae
Product: IQ domain-containing protein IQM2-like
Exons: 9
Coding region: 255-1898 (547 amino acids)
Source: RefSeq, a predicted model, not a curated record